AUGGUCGCCCAACCUCCCUUAGAAAUGGGCCAACCCGUCCCGGAGACCGUGGUGCAGCAAUCCACACUUCAGCAAGCACAAGCUGCCACUGCCGCCCAGACCAAUCCCACAAGACCCACGACACACAAUGCCCUCCUGCAUCAGACCGACGUCACCGAUCAAGAGCUGGCCGAGGACGACGUGCCCCUUCCUGCUUACGGCAAGAUAUAUGGCGAGAUCCGCGACGAAAAGAAUGGCACGGGCACCAGUGCCUGUCUCACCGAUGAUGGCCGUGUCGACAUUCGCAUCAGUCACUUCAAUCGCCAUUUGUCCCAGAUAUUUUUUACUCCUGCUUUACGUCAACACGUCCAGGAUGUCCAAGAUAGUCACCCGCUCUCUCCAUACAUUCCCCCUUCCCUAGGAGGCGAGAAGGGAGUUCCUCCACCACCGCCCUUGAACAUCGUCAUUCAGGUCGUGGGCUCUCGCGGAGACGUGCAACCCUUCGUUGCCUUGGGGAAAGUCUUAAAAGACACCUACGGCCAUCGCGUACGUCUAGCGACUCAUCCCACCUUCAAGAACUUUGUUCAGGAGCAUGGCCUGGAAUUCUUUAGCAUUGGCGGCGACCCCACCCGGCUAAUGGCCUUUAUGGUCAAGAAUCCCGGCCUGAGGCCGGGCUUUCGCAGUGUAGUAAGCGGAGACGUCGGCCAGCGAAGAAAAGAUGUUGCCGAGUACAUUCAAGGCUGCUGGCGAUCAUGUUACAAAGUCGAUGACGGAGCCGACAAUGGCCGUUCCGAGCCCUCUGGGAACGACACUGGCUCUAAGCCUACAGCAGAACACUUUGUUGCCGACUGCAUCAUCGCCAAUCCCCCAAGUUUUGCCCAUAUCCAUUGCGCAGAGAAGCUAGGCAUCCCGCUCCAUAUCAUGUUCACUAUGCCGUAUUCUCCUACCCAGGCCUUUCCUCAUCCCCUGGUUAACAUUCAAUCCUCGAAUGCCGACCCUCAACUUACUAAUUACAUUAGCUACGCCAUGGUCGAACUCAUCUCGUGGCAGGCCCUAGGUGACAUUAUCAACCGAUUUCGCGUAAAAUGUCUUGGUUUGGACCCUCUAAGUAUGAUCUGGGCCCCCGGAAUGCUCCAGCGUCUCAAAAUCCCCCACACCUACUGCUGGUCUCCGGCUUUAAUACCCAAACCGAAAGACUGGGGCUCUCACAUAUCUAUCUCCGGGUUCUGCUUUCUCAACUUGGCCUCUAACUACACCCCUGCCCCUGACUUACAGGCAUUUCUCGACGAUGGUCCACCUCCCGUCUACAUAGGAUUCGGGAGCAUCGUCUUGGACGAUCCCAAUGCGAUGACGGAACUCAUUUUCAAGGCUGUGAGGAAGACUGGCCAGCGUGUCCUCCUUUCUAAAGGCUGGGGAGGCAUAGGCGCAGAUGAGCUUCAUAUCCCCGAUGGCGUCUUCAUGCUAUGCAACGUGCCGCAUGACUGGCUUUUUAAGCACGUCUCAUGCGUCGUGCACCAUGGUGGCGCAGGAACCACGGCGGCAGGCAUUACCGCAGGCCGGCCGACUUUAGUCGUUCCCUUCUUUGGAGAUCAGUCUUUCUGGGGCGCCAUGGUCGCGCGAGCAGGUGCAGGCCCCGAUCCGAUCCCUCACAAACAACUCACAGCAGACAAACUAGCCGAUGCUAUCAACUUCUGUCUGAAACCCGAAAGCCUGGAUCGCGCCAAAGAACUCGCAAGCAAGAUCGCGGCGGAGCGAGGCAGCGACAUGGGUGCUCAGUCGAUCCAUAAAUUUCUCAAGCCUGACCGACUCCGUUGCACCCUUGCACCAUCUCGACCCGCUGCAUGGCGUGUCAAGCGCACCAAGGUCAGGUUGAGCGCUUUUGCUGCCUGUACUUUGGCAAAUGCAAAACUUUUGGAUUUCCAAGACUUGAAGCUCUUUAGACCACAAGAACAUUACAUCGAUGAAGGCCCCUGGGAUCCAAUCUCCGGAGGUUUUACGGCAUUUCUGGGGGCAGUCAGCGGCAUGAUGAUGGGUCUAGCUGAUGUUCCCUCGGAGACAUGGAGAGCUUUGCAGAUUCCGGCUGGACGCAGCCGACAGCAGUCCCAAGCAUCAGUGCCGACUAUCGCGAACAAAAGCGAGGCCUCACAUAUAGGGGAAAGAUCAAGUCCAUCGAUUUCGCCUGGACAAAGUGAGAUGAGCUUGAUUGUGGAGGACUCUCUUGCUUAUGUUCGGAGCCCUCCCAACCUCUCUGGUCGGUCAACUCCCACUUCAAACGUCGGAUCAAGUACUAUGCCCGGUCCAUUACAAGGCCAGUUGAAUCCCAAACAGGAUGACGCCAGCCGAAGUCGAUUCCUCAGUCAGAAUGAAUCUGGCUCUGACAAAGACCCUGACGUGCUGCGCCCGACUGGCGUGCAUAUGAGCAAAGGCGCUGGACGUUUUGUAAAGGCGGUUGUGCAGGCACCUGUGGAUCUUUCAGUGAAUUUCACGAGAGGGUUUCACAAUAUCCCUAAGCUUUGGGGAGACGAUACCGUGCGCCCUCAAGAAAGGGCAAGCGAUUUAAAGUCAGGCAUCAAGGCAGUAGGAAGAGAAUUUGGCUUUGGCUGGUAUGAUGGCGUUACUGGCCUGGUCACUCAGCCCUGGAAAGGCGCCCAGAAAGAGGGUGCCAGCGGCUUUGUCAAAGGAGUCGGCAGAGGGAUUGGAGGAUUCAUAGCCAAGCCGGGCGCAGCCGUCUUUGGUAUCCUUGGUCAUACAAUGCAGGGGGUCAGCAAAGAGGUGCAGAAGUUGUUCGGCAGCAAUGUGCAGAAUUACAUCAGGGCGUCGAGGGUAGUUCAAGGGUACGAGGAGUGGCUGCAGAGCUCCGAUGCAGAAAAGAAAGACGUUAUCGUUCGGUGGAAGCUGAUUCAGAAAGACCUGAAGAAAAUGGGCAACUCUAAUGAGAUGGUGCGAGAAGCCCAGGAAGCAAAGCAAAAGAUGAAUUUGGAGGACCGAGAAAACCACCAAAACAGCAGACAUACUGUGAGGUCUGCUCGGUCCGCCAACAGUGCAGAUGCUCAGAUGCAAGAUCUUGAAAGUACCACGCUCGCCAUGGAUGGUUCACAGUCCCCUCUGCGCGCUACCAACACGGCCCCCGGGAAACCGUUGGGAGCGGCUGAAAUCACGUCACGCGGAGACGAAGAAGAGGAUGCCAAUGUGGAGCGGGCGAUUCAAAAAGACGUGUCUAAGCUUCAGCACCAACGACAAGAUCACCAGGCAGAUCAGGCAAAUUUGCACCAGGCUAUGUCGACCAGCGAAGCUGAAGCUCAGCAACACACAAGCGACAGUGAAUGGGACUCAGAUCUGGGUCUUGAUGGCGAGGACGAUGAGGAAUUCGAGCAGGAAAGAAAAGAACCCGAAAAGAUGUUGGAGGAGGCGGUACCCGUGGCUGAUGAGAUAGGAACUACAUGGCUUACUAGAGUGUUUAUUCCGAUGGCAAACCUGCGUCGAAUUGGCAGUCUCGGGGGUUUGGUGGAACAGCGCAUGCGGCUGGGAUUCAAUACCAUUAAGAAGAGCUGCUGGAAUAGCCUCAUUGAACCUGACCGGGUCAUCCAGCAGUUAGAUAUUCAGUUCCAAACUCCUACGCCCCCUGGUAGUCAAUCUAGCAACUCCCAUAAUCCGCGCCAAUUGCAUAAGCAGGUGAAUAAGGUCAAGAACCUUAUGGGUAAGGGGCUUGAGAACACCCCUCUGGACCUAGUGGAAGGAUUUGACCAAAUUAAUAAGGCCUGCGAGUACGGCAUGGUCAGCGCCACUAUUAUGAAGAAGCAAUACCAGGAUAUAUUCACCGUGAAUGAGAAAGAAAGGCAAAAACGACAAAGAUCUAACCGCCCAAUACAACGCGAAGAGGGCCUAACUAGGGAAGAAGCUGCUGAGCUCACUAUUCCAGAUGCUGAGCCUGUUGAACAGCCAGUCAUUCAACCCCCCGUCCCUGGCCAGAUAAGGGAUUGUUUGCCGCCUUCCGUAGCUUGUCGGGCGAGAGCACAUGUGAUGGAAUGGUCUAAUAAGAGAUAA
Messenger RNA from Histoplasma capsulatum G186AR, 4023 nucleotides. RefSeq names its product glycosyltransferase. The record is from RefSeq and is a predicted model, not a curated record. NCBI's taxonomy places the organism in Eukaryota, Fungi, Ascomycota, Eurotiomycetes, Onygenales, Ajellomycetaceae. Bases 1 to 4023 code for a protein of 1340 amino acids. Gene Ontology annotation, biological process: carbohydrate metabolic process. The transcript has 4 exons. Gene Ontology annotation, molecular function: UDP-glycosyltransferase activity; hexosyltransferase activity.